AUGAAGUCUCCUAGCAGUGCAGUCUUUGCGAGCCUCUCUUCCACCAUCAACGAGAUUAGUCGCCUGUCGGGCAUCCCAGGAGUUGCCAUUGGCGUCAUAGACAAUGGCCAAGUCAUUCAUCAGGCCUCCUAUGGCUUCUGCGACGUCGAGAAACAAAUCCCUUGCGACAACGACAGCACAUUCGUCCUCGGCUCCCUCACCAAAGCCUUCACUUCCACUCUACUCGCUCAGCUAGUCCAAGAAGGUCGCCUGAACUGGACCGACCCUUUGAGCCAGAUCUUGCCCGAGUUUCAGAGAGAUCCCCAAGAUCUGAGCAGCCAUACAACCAUCGGGGACCUUCUUUGCCAUCACACCGGCUUGUCGGCAUUUGACUCCCUCUGGCUGGGCUCAGACAAUGUCCCCUUGCUCAACCAUUUCGAUGCCAUCAAAGUUCUCAACUAUGUCCCACAAGAGCAGCCCUUCCGUGGCUCUUUUGUUUACAACAACUUUGCCUACGAGGUUCUUGGGCAUGUCAUCGAGAAGAUUUCCGGCUCGUCCUACUCGGCAUUCCUCCACGAACGCUUGCUUCGCCCCUUGGGCAUGAAGAGAACCUACUUCACCGACCCGACUGAACAAAUGGAAAACGAAGCCAGGCCCUACGCCCCCCCCGCCGACGCUUCGCCGGUCCGCAUCUCGCCUGCCCUCCAAGGAGAUGGUGUGUUGAUGGGCCCAGCUGGUGGUGUUCGGAGCUGCGUCUCUGACCUUCUCAUUUUUUACAAUGCUCUGCUGGAUGCUGCUGCCAAAGAAAUUGAGCUGGGCACAGAACAGAACCGCACACCCGAGGACCAACCCGUGUCCUUCUCUGAGCUCCCAACUAUGUGGACAGGCUGGAACAUUCUGCCCAUGCCACUUCUCCGAGAGCACUCCUACGGGUACGGUUGGCUAAGAUCCCAACUGCCGUCAGUCCUUGCCCCAUCACGUGGAAACCCCCAAUUCAGCCCCUUGGUGGGCCUCGGCGCCCCGUCCCGUCUUGCCAUCUGGCACAGUGGUGACAUCCCAGGGUACCAGACUCAUGCAACUCUUUUCCCGGAGACGAAGCAGGCUGUCGUGGUGCUGACGAACGCCCUCUCGUUGAAUGCCGGCUCAAGGUACAUCAACGAUGUCAUUCUAGAGGCCCUUCUCGACAAUCUUGACAAUGUUCACGACUACGCGAAGCUGGCGAAAGACUCGGCAGGCUUGGGAGCGCAAAGGAUGGACUGCAUUCACAAGGAACUUGUUGACGGUCGAUCGCGGACGGAGCCAUCUAGACCUCUGGACAGCUAUGUCGGGCGCUACUUCAACAAAGUCCAAAAUUUCUUCAUUAAUGUUGGCCGUGACGGAGAAGGCAGACUCUACGUGUCCUUCAUGGGGAGAAAGCCAGACACCUUCGACUUGACGACAUACCAGGAUGACAGCUUCUUCUGGUUCUUGACUCAUGACGAGGCUGCCAAGCUAGCCCGGUACGACGGGUACGGAGGAGACUUCUACAUUUUAAACUUCCGUAGUUCCAGUGGAGAAAAGGAUGUAAUUGACGCGUUGUGGUGGAGGCAUGAACCGUCACUCCCCGGCCUUGGCGAAUUGUUCGAACGACAGCCAGCGCAGGAUAAUUUCGCGGCUGAAAAGGAGGCUUCUGACCUGUGA
Molecule: messenger RNA, 1659 nt
Organism: Fusarium vanettenii 77-13-4
Lineage: Eukaryota; Fungi; Ascomycota; Sordariomycetes; Hypocreales; Nectriaceae
Exons: 1
Coding region: 1-1659 (552 amino acids)
Source: RefSeq, a predicted model, not a curated record